Molecule: messenger RNA, 1562 nt
Organism: Photinus pyralis (common eastern firefly)
Lineage: Eukaryota; Metazoa; Arthropoda; Insecta; Coleoptera; Lampyridae
Gene: Tango4
Product: pleiotropic regulator 1
Exons: 3
Coding region: 101-1477 (458 amino acids)
Biological process (GO): mRNA splicing, via spliceosome
Cellular component (GO): Prp19 complex; precatalytic spliceosome; catalytic step 2 spliceosome
Molecular function (GO): protein binding
Source: RefSeq, a predicted model, not a curated record
CAGAACCACAGACCGAAAAAGUAACCAAGCAAUUCUAACCUAAAAUUUGCGUUGUGUUUAUAGUUUGGUUUUGUGUGGGAUUUCGUAGGUAGAAUAAAACAUGCACGACGAAGUACAAAGACAUUCCGUUCACACUUUGGUGUUUAGAUCGUUAAAAAGAUCGCAUGACAUGUUUCUUGCUAACCAGGGAUUGCUGCCCACUGUUGAUGAUGUUGCCGAAAAUGUGAGAAAGGGUAUUAAAGCUAGAGACAACUAUGGUUUAGUAUUUGACGAUGUAAAAAAGAUGCAAGCUAUGAAGCAGUUACAGAUCAUAGAAAACGGACCCAAUCCUCCGCCUCCGGGGACUGCAUUUCCAACUGAAACAGAUAAUUUGGUUGCAAAUACUAGCGCUGUAGUGCCUUUCAGUGAGAACAGUUUAAUUCAACGCAAUAUUUCGUCUAGUCAACCGAAUCAAUUGAAUAAUUUAAUGAGGAAGGCGCCAUCAAUGCCCAAACCGAAAUGGCAUGCACCCUGGAAAUUGUAUAGAGUUAUAGCGGGACAUUUAGGUUGGGUUAGAUGUGUUACAGUGGAACCUGGAAACGAGUGGUUUGCAACAGGUUCUGCUGAUAGAAUCAUUAAAAUAUGGGACUUGGCGACUGGACAAUUAAAAGUAUCUUUAACUGGUCAUGUUAGUACAGUGAGAGGAUUAGCCGUAAGCAGCCGUCAUCCAUAUUUGUUCAGUUGUGGCGAGGAUCGACAAGUUAAAUGCUGGGAUCUUGAAUACAACAAAGUAAUUCGUCACUACCACGGUCAUCUUUCAGCUGUAUACACGUUAGCAUUGCAUCCGACGAUAGAUGUAUUGGUAACUGCAGGACGAGAUUCUACAGCUCGCAUUUGGGAUAUGCGAACGAAAGCCAAUGUGCACACAUUUCAGGGGCAUACCCAUACAGUCGCAAGCGUUAUAUGCCAAGCUUCCGAACCUCAAAUCAUAACGGGCUCGCACGAUACCACAAUACGACUAUGGGAUUUAGCGGCCGGAAAAUCAGUUUGUUCCUUAACUAAUCACAAAAAGAGUGUGCGAAGUCUUAUUUUCCAUCCGACAUUAAACAUGUUCGCAUCAGGUUCACCAGAUAAUAUAAAACAAUGGAAAUGCCCCGACGGGAAAUUUAUCCAAAAUUUAUCUGGACAUAAUGCAAUAGUGAACUGCUUAGCUGUGAACCCGGAGGGAGCUUUGGUAUCAGGAGGUGAUAAUGGCACAUUGUUUUUCUGGGACUGGAGGACGGGUUAUAAUUUUCAGAGACUGCAGGCACCUGUACAACCAGGCUCAAUGGAUAGUGAAGCUGGUAUCUUUUCAAUGAUAUUCGAUCAUUCUGGAUCACGGCUAAUUACCACCGAGGCAGACAAAACAAUCAAAAUAUACAAAGAAGAUGAAACUGCUAGUGAAGAGUCGCACCCCAUCAACUGGAAACCAGAUAUUCUCAAACGAAGAAAAUACUAAAACAUGCCAUAAUUUAUUUUAAAAAUUCACUGCAAAUGGUUAUAAUUUAAGCGUUAAAUGAAAAUAAAUAGUUAAUAACGAGGAA